GGGGAGGCGAGAGGAAACGUGCUCCCGCAGUGGUACAGGAAAAAAAAGAAGAAAGAUAUGAAAAUGCCAUAAAAGGGAAAUAAAUAGACAAUAAAUACAUGUAGGCAGGGCAGGAAAGGAAAAAAAAAAAAAGAAAGAAGACGACGACAGUAUUGGCGUGUUUCUUGGCAAAAGCUUUCGCUGAAUUCGUAACACUUCGGGCCUGCCAUUAAAGCCACCUGUUUUCUAAAAUCUCCCAAUUUUUAAAAUUUCUUUUGGGUUUCACCUGUCGUUUGCUUCCUUUCUACCUGUCGUUUUUCAAAAUUUCCCCCGUUCACACUCACCAAACCCUGAUCGAUCAAAUAUCAAUCUUCAUUCCCGGUACAAAAUUGUCGAUUCCAAUUCUGAUUCGCACAAACUCCGUCCAAUAAAAUCAGUGAUGUUCAUUUCGUCCAAUUUCGCUUUCGCGGAUGAGGAAACAGUCGUCUUGGACGGGUUUACUUUGUGAUAGAUUCGAUUGUUAUAUUUUGUUACUUGAAUGGGCGACCUUCGAGCUUGCUCACCGGACUUAAACGGCACGGUGUUAGAGGAAAUACCGCCGCCGCCUCCGCCUCCGCCUCCGCCCCCGCCUCUUCCUCGUCCUUCCAUCUCAAACCAAGCGGGCAUUAGUGCCGAGACGUGGCAGGGAGCCGAGGCCGUGACAAAGGGGAUAAUAGAUCAGGUCCAGCCCACCUUUGUCUCCGAGCAGAGGAGGAAAGCGGUUAUUGAUUAUGUGCAGAGGCUAAUUAGGAAUUCUCUUGGCUGUGAGGUAUUCCCAUUUGGGUCAGUUCCACUGAAAACCUAUCUUCCUGAUGGAGAUAUUGAUUUGACAGCAUUUGGUGGUAUGAAUAUUGAGGAGGCACUGGCUAAUGAUGUCUGCUCUGUCCUUGAAAGGGAAGAUCAGAGCAGGACUGCUGAGUUUGUUGUGAAGGAUGUUCAGUUAAUAAGAGCAGAGGUUAAGCUUGUAAAGUGUCUGGUACAGAACAUUGUAGUAGAUAUCUCCUUCAAUCAGUUAGGAGGGCUAUGUACGUUAUGCUUUCUUGAGCAGGUUGAUCGCCUAAUUGGCAAAGAUCAUCUUUUCAAAUGCAGUAUUAUACUGAUUAAGGCUUGGUGCUAUUAUGAGAGCCGUAUUCUUGGUGCUCAUCAUGGCUUGAUAUCUACCUAUGCUUUGGAGACUUUGGUUCUAUAUAUCUUCAAUCUCUUCCAUUCAUCCUUAAAUGGUCCUUUGGCUGUUCUCUAUAAAUUUUUGGACUACUUCAGUAAAUUUGAUUGGGAAAACUACUGCAUCAGUUUGAAUGGUCCAGUCCGAAUAUCUUCACUGCCAGAAAUUGUGGUUGAGGCUCCAGAAAAUGGUGGAUUUGAUCUAUUGCUUAGUAAUGAUUUCCUGAAGGAAUGUCUGGAAAUGUUCUCAGUUCCUGCAAGAGCAUAUGAGGCAAACGUACGGACAUUUUCCCUAAAGCAUCUUAAUGUAGUCGACCCAUUGAAAGAAAAUAACAACCUUGGUCGUAGUGUAAGCAAAGGAAACUUUUACCGAAUAAAGAGUGCUUUCACAUAUGGUGCUCGAAAGCUUGGUCGCAUCCUUUCUCAGCCAGAAGAAAGCAUAACAGAUGAACUUUCUAAAUUUUUUUCUAACACUUUAGAUAGGCAUGGAAGUGGACAAAGGCCUGAUGUUCAAGAUCCUGUACCCUCAGAUAGAUAUCCUGGAUUUGCUGGCACAACAACAUUUCCAGGUGCAGAGUUGUAUGAAGAAGAUCAUACAAUUUGUGAAUCAGAAUCUUUGGAUUCAAGUGGUGUAACUGGAGAAUGUAGAUUGAAUCAUGAGCAACCUUUGCAUAGAGGCCAUGUUAAGGUAUCAGGAGGGAAAGUAAAUGGAACAAUUGAUGAACUGCAAAAUUCUGCAAAUGGGGCUACUUUUUCAGAUAAUCGUCUUUCUGGGGAUGCAAAAGACCUUGCAACUUCCAGACUGCAAAGUCUCUCAAUUUCAAAUGAUGCAGGUAAAUCUUCUGCUCCAAGUGCUGAAGAGAAUGAAUCUCUGAUGGCCAAAGCAUAUCAUACACCACAUCUCUAUUUUUCAUCCUCAGUCACGGGGGAUGGGGAAAUGAUAAAUGGGAGUCCAGAAUUGCAACAUCAAGAAAGUUCUGGUUUUACAAUGAAGAGAGUGUCCUCUGGGAUUAUGCCAGUUCCUGCUGAAGAUACGGUCUAUCCUGUCUGUAAUGACAUUGAUAACAAGCAGUUGGUCACAAGCCCCGAGGUUCUAUCCCCUGUCAGAUCAACAAGUCAUCCAUUACGCUUCAGUUCAAUGGCUUGGUCCUCUGAAGAUCUUUUUCCUAGCCUUUCCAGCAAUCAGGGCUCUGCUAGUACUGCUGGAAAUCCUGAAGCCUUCAAGUCCUUGUCAGAUCUUAGUGGGGAUUAUGAGAGUCACUUAAACAGUUUGCAUCAUGGUCGAUGGUGGUAUGAGUAUGCAUUUAGUUCAUCUCUUCCUUCUAUGUCUCCACAGCUGCUUACUCAGUUCCAGAGCAAGAAUUCAUGGGAUGUUAUAAGACGAUCAGGGCAGUUCAGGAAGGAUGUGUUCUCCCAGAUGAAUGUCAAUGGUGUUGUCCCAAGAUCAGUUUUCUACCCUAUGAACCCACCCAUGCUACCUGGUGGAGCCUUUGGUAUGGAAGAGAUGCCAAAGCCACGGGGAACAGGAACAUAUUUUCCCAACACGAACCAUUACAAGGAUAGGACCUUGACUGCUAGGGGAAGGAGUCAAGCACCUGUAAGGUCUCCUCGUUCCAAUUCCAAUGGUCGCAUUGCAACCUCCCUGGAGAAAAUUUUGCCAGACAGAAAUUGCCGAGAACGUGAGCUGUCACAAGCACAAUUUCAUAGCCACCAAGGCAGUGGAAAGUUUGGAUUUUCAGAUCUUCGCUAUGCUAGUUCUCCUGAAAACAAACAUUAUUCCAAUGUAAAUGGUUCAAUGCAUCUGUCAGAGAGGAUGGUAGAAUAUGGGUCAAUUGGGCACCCACCACUUGUUGUCUCCACAACAGGAGGUGGUGGGCAUCCAAAUUCAGGUUCUGCACCAGCUCACAACUCUAGUGUGAGCCCAGCAAUACCAGGGAUGCAAGGGCCAAAACCUGUUCCUGCCAUUGAUCAUGAUAGGAUUGCCAUACAAUCAUACCAAUUGAAAGAUGAAGGUGAUUUUCCCCCUCUAUCUGAGUCUAGUGGGAAGGGAUUGUCUAUCUGUAUGGUUAAGAAGCUUGAAAGAUCGGAACAGUGAAAUUCUUAACAAACCAGCCAGUCCCAGUUUUUCUUUUUUCUGCUUCUAUGGCUCCUUGACAGCCACCUCGAUGAUCUGUGCAUGAAGUUUCUUCCUUGUUUUGCUUUUGGUUCGAUCACCUUUUGUACAUUCUACUAAUGAUUCCUUAGCUGUCUUCAUCUUUAUGUAUAAAAUGGUUGAAUUAUGAGUAUGGCUUACAGUUUCUUGUCAUUUUCAUCCCUCGUAGGUAAAAGGUAUAGACACAAAAAUUGUUGUUGCUCAUCUCUGAUGUAACUUGUUAAAUUGGAAAUAAUGUUUCUUUUGCAGGUGUAAUGAGAGAACCAUUACAUAUUAGGAAUUUUC
This is a messenger RNA of Manihot esculenta (cassava), 3616 nucleotides long. RefSeq lists its product as uncharacterized. Bases 518 to 3274 code for a protein of 918 amino acids. The transcript has 9 exons. The record is from RefSeq and is a predicted model, not a curated record. NCBI's taxonomy places the organism in Eukaryota, Viridiplantae, Streptophyta, Magnoliopsida, Malpighiales, Euphorbiaceae.